UUUUUUUUCAGAAAAUCUCUUAAAUUAUGUCUAAUACGGAGAAACAGGGUGUCACAAAAAUAAGAAGUUUCUUAUCAUGUCGACAGGUGUUAAAUCUCCUAACCAUGUUUGGCUUUAUGCUGAACUAUGCGUUGCGUGUAAAUCUUACCAUAGCCAUUGUGGCAAUGGUAAAACCAGAAAAUAUCACCACGACCACCAAAGAUGAUAGCCUUGCGGGAAACCUAACGAGCACAACAACUACGACAACAACUACAGUGGCACCCAGUGCAAAUGGUACCUCCGCGCUCGAUGAAGAACUUGAUGAUCGUUUCGCUUGGGAUACGUAUCAACAAAAUUUUGUACUCGGUUGCUUUUUCUGGGGUUACAUUCUAACUGAGCUGCCUGGUGGCCGUCUGGCAGAAUUAAUUGGUGGUCGUCGUGUCUUUGGCCAUUCUAUGCUGUGGGCUAGUCUACUGACUUUGAUCACACCGUUGGCGGCGCAUAUCAAUUAUGUUUUCCUCAUUGUUGUUCGUGUUGUAUUGGGCUUUAUGUUGGGCGCUUCAUGGCCUGCCAUUCAUCCUGUUGCUGCUGUUUGGAUUCCACCAAAUGAGAGAUCGAAAUUCAUGUCCAAUAUGAUGGCUUCUUCCCUUGGUGCUGCUAUUACUAUGCCUAUCUGUGGUUUCCUCAUUUCUGUUGCCGGUUGGUCCAGUGUUUUCUAUGCAACUGGCGCCGUUGGUCUAAUUUGGUCAGCUAUGUGGUUCACUCUGGUCUAUGAGACACCCGCUACACAUCCCCGCAUUACAGCCGAAGAGCGUCGUGAAAUUGAAGAGGCUAUUGGUACAACAACAUCUAAGAAACGUCCCAGCUAUGUACCAUGGGGUGAUCUAUUCUGUUCACCAGCUGUGUGGGCCAUUAUCAUCACACACGGAUUGUCUGUGUUCGGUUUCUUCACAGUUAUUAAUCAAUUGCCCACAUUUAUGAAUCAGGUUUUGGGUUUCGAUAUUAAGAAGAACGGCCUCUUCUCCUCAUUGCCAUAUUUGGGUAAAUACAUCAUGGCCUUCGGUUCAUCGUGUUUUGCUGAUUAUCUUCGUCAAAAGAAAGUUUUAAGCACAACUGCUACCCGCAAAGCCUUCACAACAUUUGCUCUCACCACACCUGGUCUAUUGAUGAUUGCUCAGGUGUUUUUGGGUACUGAGGCCGCAUGGUCAGUGACAAUCUUUACAUUGGCUCUUUUCGCUCAUGGUGCUGUAACGCCUGGUUAUUUGGGUAAUGGUUUGGAUAUUGCACCCAAUUUCAGUGGUACCAUUUUUGGUUUGGCCAAUACUCUAUCCUCAUUUGGUGGAUUCCUUUCCACAUGGAUGGUUGGUGCCUUGACCUAUGAAGAUAAAUCCUAUCAUCAAUGGCAAAUUGUCUUUUGGAUAUUGGGCAUUACCUAUAUUUCCGGUGCUGUUGUCUAUCUCAUUAUGGGCACAGGUGAUUUGCAACCCUGGAACAAUCCACCAGAACGUAAAAAGGUCUCUGAUGUCCAUAAUGAGGAGGGUGUACCUUUAAAAAAUUAA
This is a messenger RNA of Musca vetustissima, 1538 nucleotides long. RefSeq names its product sialin. The transcript is spliced from 7 exons. NCBI's taxonomy places the organism in Eukaryota, Metazoa, Arthropoda, Insecta, Diptera, Muscidae. Gene Ontology annotation, cellular component: plasma membrane. Gene Ontology annotation, biological process: transmembrane transport; monoatomic anion transport. The record is from RefSeq and is a predicted model, not a curated record. Gene Ontology annotation, molecular function: transmembrane transporter activity. The coding region runs from base 27 to 1538 and encodes 503 amino acids.